This is a messenger RNA of Eutrema salsugineum, 4873 nucleotides long. RefSeq names its product DNA (cytosine-5)-methyltransferase 1. Lineage: Eukaryota; Viridiplantae; Streptophyta; Magnoliopsida; Brassicales; Brassicaceae. Gene Ontology annotation, molecular function: DNA (cytosine-5-)-methyltransferase activity; chromatin binding. The record is from RefSeq and is a predicted model, not a curated record. Bases 126 to 4697 code for a protein of 1523 amino acids. The transcript is spliced from 12 exons. Gene Ontology annotation, cellular component: nucleus.
AAGCAAACCCCUACUCACACCUUACUCGUUCUUCUAUCUUCUUCAAUCGCCUUUUCGAAUUUCUCUCUCAGAUCUGCUGGGCUUUCGCAUUCCUCUAUCGAUUUCGCUUCUAAACUGUUUUUAAAAUGGCGCAAAAGAAGAGAGCUCUUCCAGAGAGCAAAGAGUCAGAUGUCUCUAGCUCUAGGAGUACUAGACCAAAGCGAGCCGCAGCAUGUACAGACUUCAAGGAAAAAUCCGUCCGUAUCUCUGAAAAAUCUGACAUUAUUGAAGCAAAGCAACUACAGACUGUGGAGGAGGAGAUUGUAGCUCUACACUUGACACCUUCUCCGCAGAGCGGCGAUGAACCUCGUCAAACCAGGAGGCUAACUGAUUUCCUCUUACAUGAUACAAAUGGAGUUCCACAGCCUGUGGAGAUGUUGGAGAUUGAAGACUGUUUCAUCGCAGGUGUUAUCUUACCUUCAGAUGAAUGUCCUGGCAAGGAGAAAGAAGAAGGCGUGAGGUGUCAAUCUUUUGGACGGGUGGAGAAUUGGAGUAUAUCUGGAUAUGAAGAUGGUUCACCGGUCGUUUGGAUGUCAACCGAGUUGGCAGAUUAUGUUUGCGUUAAGCCUGCUACUGGCUACAAGAAGAUGUAUGAUUAUUUCUUUGAGAAGGCGCUUGCCUCUGUGGCGGUUUAUAAGAAAUUGUCCAAGUCUGCUGGUGGGAACCCUGACUCGAGUCUUGACGAGUUGCUUGCGGCUGUUGCUAGGUCUAUGAGUGGAAGCAAGUGCUUUUCUAGCGGUUUUGCCAUCCAAGAUUUUGUUAUAUUCCAAGGGGAAUUCAUAUAUAACCAGCUUGCUGGUUUGGACGAGACUGCCAAGAAACAUGAAACAAGCUUCGCUGAGACUCCUGCGCUCGUUGCUCUCAGAGAUGAGAGUAGUAGACAUGACAAGGCUUUUCAGAUGGAAGGGAAAUCUUCUAAUGGGGCUCUGAGGAUUGGUGGCAUUUCUGAAGUUGCAGAGAGCGAGGCCUUGACAUCUGAUCAACGGGAUGAUGGUGUUGACGAGGACAGAAGAUAUGCUAGAAUUUUACAAGACGAAGAGUAUAGAAAAGCUCUGCAAAGGCCCAGGAAAAACAUCAGCUCAGCUUCUGCUUCAGAUAAGGUCUACAUAAAAAUCAAUGAAGAUGAGAUUGCCAACGACUAUCCUCUCCCAUCUUUUUAUAAGAAUACCCAAGAAGAAACAGAUGAGCUUUUAGUGUCUGAUGGCUAUGUGCUUGGCUAUGAGGAUCUACCUCGCAUGAUGCUUAAAAACUGGGCUCUUUACAACUCUGAUUCAAGGUUGAUAUCCCUGGAGCUUCUUCCGAUGAAGUAUUGUGCUGAUAUUGAUGUAAAUAUUUUUGGAUCUGGUUUGGUGGUUGAGGACGAUGGAAGCUGGAUUUCUCUCGAUGAUCCUGACGCCUCUACACAGUCAGAGGAGGAUCCUAAUGGUGUGCCUAUAUUCCUCAGUCAAAUAAAGGAAUGGAUGAUUGAAUAUGGGUCCUCAAUGGUAUCGAUUUCAAUACGAACAGAUGUGGCCUGGUAUCGACUUGGGAAACCAUCGAAGCAGUACGCCCCUUGGCAUGGACCUGUUCUGAAAAUAGCAAGGGUCGGGAUAAGCAUUAUUACUUUGCUGGAUGAGCAAACUAGGGCUGCUAGGCUAUCAUUUCAAAAUGUCAUAAAAAGAGUGUCCGAGUUCGAGAAGAGCCAUACAGGUUAUAUUUCUUCUGAUCUCUCGGCUGUUGAGAGAUAUGUGGUCGUCCAUGGACAAUUAAUCUCGCAGCUAUUUUCAGACUUUCCUAACGAUGAUAUCAAAAAGUGUCCAUUUAUUAUUGACCUUGGAAGUAAAAUGGAGGAAAGGCACCACACAAAAUGGACCAUCAAGAAGAAGAAAGUUUUUCAGAGGGAAGUGAAUCUGAAUCCAAGGGCAGGUAUGGCACCUGUGGCAUCCAAGAGGAAGGCCAUGCAAGCAACAACAACUCGCCUGAUCAACAGAAUUUGGGGAGAGUACUACUCCAAUUACACUCCAGAGGUUUCAUCGCAGGAGAAUGGUGCAGAAAAUGUGGAGAAUGGUGCAGAAAAUGAGGAGGUAGAGUUUGAAGAGGAGGCCGAAAAUGAAGAAGAUGAUGACCCAGAGGAAACUGUACUAGAACCUGUUGAGGUUCACCAGUCUCAUACUCCAAAGAAAAUUUUAGGCACAACCGGCAAAAAGGAAAUAAGAUGGGAUGGUGAGAUUCUAGGCAAAACUUCUUCUGGUGAGCCUCUCUAUCGACAAGCCCUAGUUGGAGGGGAAAUGGUGGCUGUAGGUGGGGCUGUUUUCUUGGAAGUUGAUGAAGUUCCGGCCAUCUACUUUGUGGAGUACAUGUUCGAAAGAUCAGACCAUUGCCAAAUGCUACAUGGUAGACUCCUACAAAGAGGAUCCGAGACUGUUCUCGGUAAUGCUGGUAACGAGAGGGAGCUCUUCCUGACUGAUGAAUGCAUGGCUCUACAGCUCAAGGACAUACAAGGAACAGCCAGUUUCGAGAUUCGUUCAAGACCAUGGGGGCAUCAGUAUAGGAAAGAAAACACCGCCGCGGAUAAGCUUGACCGUGCCAGAGCAGAAGAAAGAAAGGCAAAAGACUUGCCAACAGAAUACUUUUGCAAAAGCUUGUAUUCGCCUGAGAGAGGGGGCUUCUUUACUCUUCCACUAAGUGAUAUUGGCCGUGGUUCUGGAUCCUGCGUUUCAUGUAGGAUAAAGGAGGAUGAAGAGGAAAGGGCAAAGAUUAAACUCAAUGUUUCAAAGACGGGCUUUUCCUCCAACGGGAUUCAAUAUUCUUCUGGGGAUUUUGUCUACGUCAACCCCGAAUAUAUAAGUAUAGAUGGACUGAAAGAGAGUAAUGGAACAUUCAAGUCUGGGAGGAACAUUGGUUUAAGAGCUUAUGCUGUCUGCCAAUUGCUGGAGAUCAUUGUCCCACAGGAAUCUAGAAAGGGUUCCUUUGAGGUUAAAGUGAGAAGGUUUUAUAGGCCUGAGGAUAUUUCUGCAGAGAAGGCUUAUGCUUCAGACAUCCGAGAGUUGUAUUACAGCCAAGACACAGAUGUUCUCCCUCCAGAGGCUCUAGAGGGAAAAUGUGAAGUGAGGAAGAAAAUUGAUAUGCCCUUAUGCUCUGAAUAUCCAAUAUCAGAGAAUAUCUUCUUCUGUGAACAUUUCUAUGACUCGUCCAAAGGUUCCCUCAAGCAGUUACCCUUCAACAUCAAGCCGAAGUUCUCUACCAUUGAGGACGACACGCUUCUAAGAAAGAAAAAGGGCAAGGGAGUAGAGAGUGAAGCUGAUGAUUCUGGGACUGUCAAGCCUGAUGAGGUACCUAAAGAGAUGCGUCUGGCUACACUGGACAUUUUUGCUGGUUGUGGUGGCCUCUCUAAAGGACUGGAACAAGCAGGUAUAUCUGAGACAAAGUGGGCGAUCGAGUAUGAAGAGCCAGCUGGGCAGGCCUUCAAGAAAAACCAUCCGGAAUCAACAGUUUUUGUCAACAACUGCAACGUGAUUCUUAGGGCCAUAAUGGAGAAAGGUGGAGAUCAAGAUGAGUGUAUCUCUACAAAAGAGGCAGAUGAACUCGCAGCUAAACUUGAUGAGGAUCAGAAGCGUACUCUGCCACUGCCUGGUCAAGUGGAUUUCAUCAACGGAGGCCCUCCAUGCCAGGGAUUUUCUGGUAUGAACAGGUUCAACCAAAGCUCUUGGAGUAAAGUUCAGUGUGAAAUGAUAUUAGCAUUCCUGUCCUUUGCUGAUUAUUUCCGGCCAAGGUAUUUUCUUCUGGAGAACGUGAGGACCUUUGUGUCAUUCAAUAAAGGGCAGACAUUUCAACUUACACUGGCGUCUCUUCUCGAAAUGGGCUACCAGGUGAGAUUUGGAAUCUUGGAGGCAGGUGCAUAUGGGGUUUCUCAAUCUCGCAAAAGAGCUUUUAUUUGGGCAGCUGCACCAGGAGAAGUUCUACCAGAAUGGCCUGAACCUAUGCAUGUCUUCAAUGUUCCGGAGUUGAAAAUCUCACUAUCCAAAGGUUCACACUAUGCUGCCGUUCGUAGUACUCAAUCUGGUGCAGCUUUCAGGCCAAUCACAGUGAGAGACACAAUUGGAGAUCUUCCACCAGUAGAAAACGGAGAAUCAAAGACAAACAAAGAGUAUCAGGCUGACCCAAUCUCGUGGUUCCAAAAAGAAAUCAGAGGAAACAUGAUUUCUCUGACUGAUCAUAUCUGCAAAGAGAUGUGCGAACUAAACCUCAUUCGAUGUAAGAGAAUCCCAAAGAGACCAGGUGCUGAUUGGCGUGACCUCCCAGAUGAAAAGAUCACCUUAUCAAAUGGGAAAGUGGAACCUUUGAUUCCAUGGUGUUUGCCAAACACAGCUAAGCGUCACAACCAAUGGAAGGGACUCUUUGGGAGAUUGGACUGGCAAGGCAACUUUCCAACUUCCAUUACUGAUCCUCAGCCAAUGGGUAAGGUUGGAAUGUGCUUCCAUCCUGACCAAGACAGAAUCCUCACAGUCCGUGAAUGCGCCCGAUCUCAGGGGUUUCCGGAUAGCUAUGAGUUUGCAGGGAACAUAACACACAAGCAUAGGCAGAUUGGGAAUGCAGUGCCUCCACCAUUGGCUUUUGCUCUUGGCCGUAAGCUCAAAGAAGCGGUGCGUCUAAAGGCGUCUCUUCAACAGCAACCCUAAAUUUUGGAUCAUCAUUUAGAUUGGCAUUUCCACUUUUAUUAGUCAUUGUAAUCCUCCUCUUGAAACUCGUAGUCAUUGGUGUAGGAGAGAUUUGUAUAUUUCCAUUUCUCGAUUGGGGUUGAUGAAACAUUAUUUAAGAGUAAUCAGAAAGAUAAAAAAAGUUCAAACUACUUCAA